AUGGAAACCAAUCAGAAAGCAGGAGGGGAUGGACUGACGGGGACACAGAAGGAGGCGGCGCUCCGGGCACUAAUGCAGCGGACUGGCUACCAGCUGAGACAGGAGAAUGGUCAGCGGCGGUACGGAGGUCCUCCGCCCGGCUGGGAUGGAGGUCCACCAGAGAGAGGCAGUGAGAUCUUUGUGGGGAAACUUCCCAGAGACGUGUUCGAGGACGAGCUGGUCCCUCUGUGUGAGAAGUUCGGGAAGAUCUACGAAGUGAGAAUGAUGAUGGACUUCAACGGGAACAACCGGGGCUACGCCUUCGUCACCUUCAGCACCAAACAGGAGGCCAGAGCUGCCAUGAAACAGCUCAACAACUACGAGAUCAGGAACGGCCGCCUACUGGGAGUCUGUGCCAGCGUGGAUAACUGUCGGCUGUUUGUGGGCGGCAUUCCUAAAACCAAGAAGCGCGAGGAGAUCCUGACCGAGAUGAGGAAGGUGACCGAAGGGGUGGUGGACGUCAUUGUGUACCCCAGCGCUGCCGACAAGUCCAAGAACCGUGGCUUUGCCUUCGUGGAGUACGACAGCCACCGAGCCGCCGCCAUGGCCCGCCGAAAACUGCUGCCAGGCCGUAUACAGCUGUGGGGUCAUGCCAUCGCGGUUGACUGGGCGGAGCCUGAGGUGGAGGUGGAUGAGGACACCAUGGCAGCUGUUAAGAUCCUGUAUGUGAGGAACCUGAUGCUGCAGACCACAGAAGAGACCAUCGAGAAAGAGUUCAGCAGCCUCAAGCCAGGAGCGGUGGAGCGAGUGAAGAAGAUCAGAGACUAUGCCUUCGUCCACUUCACUCAGAGAGAAGACGCCAUCAACGCCAUGAACGCGCUCAAUGGAAAGGUGGUAGACGGGUCUCCUAUCGAAGUCACUCUGGCCAAACCCGUCGAUAAAGACAGUUAUGUUCGCUACACCCGAGGAACUGGAGGACGAGGGGGCUCCCUGCUGCAGACCGACUACACAGCUUACACUCUGGGACAGGUGUACGACCCCUCGGCGGCGUACCUCGGUGCGCCUGUGUUUUAUGCCCCCCAGGCCUACGCGGCCAUCCCAGGUCAGUUCCGCUUUCCGGCAGCCAAAGCUCACGUGGGAGGAGGUCGGGGCGUGAUGAGGACGCCAUCCGUCCGAGAAAUUUACAUGACUGUACCUGUAGGGGCUGCGGGGGUGCGGGGACUGGGUGGGCGGGGCUACCUGGCCUACGCUGCCGGGGGAGGAGCUGUGGGUCGGGGCGGAGGCGGUGGAGGCGGUGGCGGCCACUAUGGGCUGAAAGCGGAGAAGCAGGCAGAGGAGAAGCUGUACGACCUGCUGCCCGGGAUGGAGCUGACCCCCAUGAACCCGGCCGCCAUGAGCUUGAAGACAGCCGCCAUCAAACCAGCGCCACAGGUCCUGGAGGAGCUGUGCCAGAAGAAUAACUGGGGUCAGCCCGUCUACCAGCUGCAUUCAGCCAUCAGUCCGGACCAGAGACAACUCUUCCUCUACAAGAUCACCAUCCCAGCUCUGGCUACACAGUACCCCAAUGUCCAUCCUUUCACGCCCACUAAACUGUGCGCCGCCGUGGAGGAAGCUAAAGUGCACGCAGCCGAGCACACGCUGCAGACGCUGGGCCUGCAGACCGAGGGCGCCACCGAAGCCACCGUGGCCUCUGUGGCCUUCCCAGGCUACGCUCUGGCGAGCCCGGCGUCCUCGGCAGUUGCGUCCCAGCUGAAGCAGGCUGUGUCCCUGGGCCAGGACCUGACUGCCUACGCCACCUACGAGGGCUACCCGGCCUUUGCGGUGCAAGCACGCCACGCUGACGGAUACGGCGUUUUCUAG
Messenger RNA from Salarias fasciatus (jewelled blenny), 1839 nucleotides. Its product is annotated as APOBEC1 complementation factor-like. Gene Ontology annotation, molecular function: RNA binding. The coding region runs from base 1 to 1839 and encodes 612 amino acids. NCBI's taxonomy places the organism in Eukaryota, Metazoa, Chordata, Actinopteri, Blenniiformes, Blenniidae. The record is from RefSeq and is a predicted model, not a curated record. The transcript has 12 exons.